Tremella mesenterica DSM 1558 is the source of this 1470-nucleotide messenger RNA. RefSeq lists its product as uncharacterized. Gene Ontology annotation, molecular function: ribonuclease P RNA binding. Lineage: Eukaryota; Fungi; Basidiomycota; Tremellomycetes; Tremellales; Tremellaceae. The record is from RefSeq and is a predicted model, not a curated record. Gene Ontology annotation, cellular component: ribonuclease P complex; ribonuclease MRP complex. The coding region runs from base 1 to 1470 and encodes 489 amino acids. The transcript is spliced from 3 exons. Gene Ontology annotation, biological process: tRNA 5'-leader removal; rRNA processing.
AUGUCCACUACUCAACCAACGUUAGACGUAUACCGUUCCCUCUCCCGACAAAUCAAAAAACAUUUAGCUCCUUAUGUACCUACGGAUCAACCACCUUCUAUACCCUCUUUACUCGGAAUAGACCCGAUCAGUUAUUCUUCCCGAUUAGCAGGAAAGACUCUUCCUCUCGCAACUACUGUCUCACCUAUCGUUUCGAAAUCUAAUGUAGAAUUUGGUGAUGGGUCGAAAUUGAGAGUAGGACAAGAUAAGAGGAAGGUGUUGGAUGGAGAGAAGACGGAGAUGGGAGGGAUUAGGAGGAUGAAGAAACGAAGAGGGGGUAUAAGAAAGGGAAGGGAGAUACCAUACGAAUUUCUUUUACCCCUUCAUUACAUGCACACACAUUAUCUCAUUUCUCUCUUUUCACUUCCUCCUCUCCCAUCAACUUUUUCUCACCCCCAACCUUCUUCUUCCUCCAAUGUGGGAUCUUCAUCCAACAUACCUCUCAUUCCAGCUCCAUCAAACCCUCAUUUUCCUAAUCGACCCAUUUCCAGUUUUACCCCGAACAACUCGGCGUCACCGCACAACAAAGCGACUCCGCUUAAGAUGAUACCUUCCAAGGAAAAAAAUAACCCACUUCCCACAGGCGUGUCAACAGAAACCAUUCAAUCAAAACUUGUCAAAGCGGAUUUUACCGGUGCCAUACUCUUAAUCCUCUCUUCCCGUAACCCCUCUUUGGUGGGUAUAAAGGGGAUAGUGAUUGAAGAGACUUAUGGAACGUUUCUACUCGUUCCGAUUGAUGGGAAAGUAAGAGUGGUACCUAAAAAAGGUAGUAUGUUCCGAUUUGAAUUUCCCGCUUAUGCUCCUUCACCCGAAAAUGAUUUUCCAACAAACACCAUCAAUUCUCAUCUAACCACUUCUUCGAAACAAACGAUUUCCCAUCCAUCGUCAUCUUCUUUCAUCUUGGACGAAGGGGAGACAUCAGCUAUGCAACGUCGGAUGGGUAACGAAUCCACGGAGCAGAAAAAGGAGUCGGCAGUAGCUCAUGGGAUAGAGAUUUCAGUAAAUGAAUCAGUGGAGCAGACGGAUAUUCCAUGGGAACAAAAACAAAAAGCGUUAUAUCAACCACCCGAAGCUGAUACAAUGGAACUUCAUCUCUCCAACAUAAAUUUACCUAGAAUACAAAUAGACAUUCUGGGUGAUAAUUUUUGUCAUAGAUCGGUAGAUCGAGCAGGAAGGAAAUUCCGACCUACUCAAAUACCUGGAAGUGGAUGGGCAGAGGAACAUGUUCGUUUACCUGUGGAAGAAGGGUUUGGGGAUCUUAUACGAAAGUUGGAAAGGGAGGAAAGGGAUAGUGGUCAGGUCAAGAGUUUGUCGAGUGAUAGGAGAAAUGGGAAAGAGAGGAGUAAGGUGAAAGUUGUCGGAAGGAGAAAAAGAGAUAAAUCAAGACGAAAAGAUCCACCGGCUUGGGGAAAGUAUGAACCUUUUGUUUAA